Paramormyrops kingsleyae is the source of this 2472-nucleotide messenger RNA. Its product is annotated as cAMP-responsive element-binding protein-like 2. Gene Ontology annotation, cellular component: nucleus. Gene Ontology annotation, molecular function: DNA-binding transcription factor activity. The record is from RefSeq and is a predicted model, not a curated record. Gene Ontology annotation, biological process: regulation of DNA-templated transcription. NCBI's taxonomy places the organism in Eukaryota, Metazoa, Chordata, Actinopteri, Osteoglossiformes, Mormyridae.
CACUGUGGAGAGCUCAGCUGCAGAAGGAAGGCAUUUGGAAAAAGGCUGGGUGGGUGAAUCCCCCAACUUGGGGGGUAGGGGGUGAUGAAACCCCGUAUUAGCCCUGAAACUUUCUGACUACCAAGGAAUAUUACGUUAUAAAGCGACGAUUGAUGGGGGAAACGCCACUUCCCAGAAACCAGACGAGUCCCAGUACCAGGAAGCAGAGAGGGGUGCCGAUAAAAGCGGACGGGGCUGCGCGGGGUCGCGGAGCAGGAGUGCGGGGUCUGCAUGCGUCUGCCGGUCCGAUCAGCUGCUUCACCGAACCGUCAUCUGCCCCAAAUCUGCGCAAAAUGGAUGACGGCAAGAUAGGGGGCGGAAAGGCGAAGAAGCCUGGCAAGCGGGGGCGCAAACCUGCGAAGAUCGACCUGAAGGCGAAGCUGGAGCGCAGCCGGCAGAGCGCCAGGGAGUGCAGGGCGCGCAAGAAGCUGCGCUACCAGUACCUGGAAGAUCUGGUGUCCAGUAAGGAAAGGGCCAUCUGCGCCCUGCGGGAGGAGCUGGGCAUGUACAAGCAGUGGUGCUCUGCGAUGGACCAGGGGAAGAUCCCGUCGGAGAUCAAGGCUUUAUUGACGGGGGACGAUCAGAAAGGGCCUCCGAGUGCAGCCAGGGCCCCUAAAAUCGCCAAAAGCCACCCGAGCACCAACACAUAGAGGGAGUCCUAGUGAGAAUCAGGUGGGAGGUGGCAGCGGGGGCUGGGAUAGCUGCCCGGUCAGGAGGUGAAAGUUCAUGAGGAAUGGAGGAGCGAGCUGACCAAGCAGUCGACAUGCCGAUGGCGGACGUGCCUGAUUUUAGGCAUCAUGACAGGAAGGGGAUCUGUUAUCAGUAUUAGGACAGCAAAGGCCGAAUGCAGCUUUAACCACCCUGUGGGCACUUGAUUAGUUCCAUGCUAUUUAUUGACACUAUAGUCAGGCCUCACUAAUGCACACAAUGCUACUGUAUUAUGGGAAAAUUCACAAUAUGUGUACAGUGGAUGUACCCUUGAGUAAGUAUAUAUACUUGAUCCUGUGUAUGGACAUGUUGGACAUGAUACUGAAGAAUGAUUAUUUUAUUAAUGUUAUGAUUUUCAAGGCUCACUGCCAAGCUUGUGUGUCUGCGUGUGUCAUGGAGAGUAAGAUUAUUAAAAAUGUCAUCAUUUAAGGCAAUCUUGUAUAACUUUUAAGUUUAUUGUCAUGUAAGAUAACGAUGCAGCAUCAUUACCUGUAAUGACAUUCCUUGAAUUGAGCCCCCUCAAUGUUUGCAAACUAAAAUAUUACUUAACAGUAAAAAAAUAAUAAUAAUAACACUUAAGUAGAAUAAAAUAAAGUAGCAUAAUGGUACAACUAGUAAUUAGUAGAAUAAAAUAGUAAGAUAAUGAGGUGCUUAGUACACAGUGUUUAGCAUGUGCAGGUACUUAUCAAAGGCUGUAGUACAGAAGAGUGUAGUGUGUACAUGUAUCUGUAUAUACACUCUCCUACAUGUGUACAAAAGAUAUUUUUAAAGUUAAAGUAUGGUCAGAUAAGGAUGUUCAAGGUGUUUAGUAUUUCAGCAGUUCAGUUGUCUGAUGGCUUGCGGGUAGAAACUGUCCCUGAACCUGCUGGUGUGGGUCUGGGUGUUCCUGUACUGCCUGCCUGAUGGCAGGGGUGUGAAGAAUCCGUGGCUGGGAUCCGCUGUGUCUUCCUCCUAUAAUGCUGUCUGUAGAGGUCCUGAGUGGCUGGGAUCAGAGAGGAUCCGCUGUGUCUUCCUCCUAUAAUGCUGUCUGUAGAGGUUCUGGAUGACUGGGAUCAGAGAGGAUCCGCUGUGUCUUCCUCCUACAGCGCUGUCUGUAGAGGUCCUGAGUUUCCAGCAAAAGAUGGAAGCAAAGCUUUCAGAGGAUAAAGUCAUGGGGAAAGAAGGAGGCAUUUUAAUCAGCGCCACACUGCACUUCAAUUGCUCAAUCAAUAAUUUUCAUCAACAUGGGCAUGGGGUGGGAGGGGUCAGGGGCAUCUGACUGCGGGUCAUGGUGGAGCUGAACAACCAGUGCACUGCCUGGAUGGGGGGCUCUCCAAAAUCCUCGGAAAUAACUGGAUUUUGUUUUCAAAAUUUAGUGCUUUGUUGUUAUAGAACUAAGUAACAUUAUGAGUUCUGCUUAUCUUAUGUGCACAAAUAUAUUGUGUAAGUAAUGUAUGCAAUCAGUGGUUUUUGCUAAUUCUGAAUCCAAAAGUAAACCAAAACUAAACUCACCAUUACAAGAAGUUGUUCAUAGAGUGAAAGUUCCAAGAGGGCAGGUGGCUGCUGUGAAGAUUCUAUCAGGAAACAAGUUACAAAUGCAGAGAAAGAGCCUAAGAGAGAAGAAUACAGAAGAUUAUUUGACAGGAUCCAGGACUGUGGCUCGACAAUCUCUCAGUCGCAAAGAGAUUCAGUUGCUUGCAAAUUUGCAUGCAGAACUGCAGAAAUGAUUAAAUAUAAUAAAUGCCU